Messenger RNA from Guyanagaster necrorhizus, 861 nucleotides. RefSeq lists its product as uncharacterized. Lineage: Eukaryota; Fungi; Basidiomycota; Agaricomycetes; Agaricales; Physalacriaceae. The transcript has 4 exons. Bases 1 to 861 code for a protein of 286 amino acids. The record is from RefSeq and is a predicted model, not a curated record.
AUGUUCAUAUUCCGAAACGGAACCUAUGGCGAAAUAAUGGAAUAUAUGCCGCAGCUGGAUGACUUCUUUUCUCGGGAUAAGCUCGCUUGUCGAAGGGUCUUUGAACGAGGUGAUGACCCGCCAUUUGAGCUUUGGUACCCCAAGAACCAAAUGUGCCUGGCCAUGGAUCCCGAUUCUGUGAACAACACGAUUGUCAGCCUCACCGGUUCUCGUGAGCCAACGAAAUUAUGGUACGGCCCAGUCGUCGGUCUAAUACUCGAGAAAGACACGUAUCAGAAGAAGCUUCGAGACAAUGCUUUUAGCAGAAAGUUGUAUAGCUUUGACGAUGAUGGGCCAUCACAAUGGUGGUCGCCGAAGGUAUUCGAUCCAACUUCACCUCUCCUAGGAUUUCAUAUCUCUUCGAGUCUCGAUAUCUGCCCUCAUAACCCCCAUGCGAUAUGCUGGACCGAAAGAGCAAAGGUCGAGUCUAGCAUCCUCACGAACAGAGCUAACAUUCGUGUAGGAAUCUGUAGUUCGUACAGUUCUGUAUAUCCUCUCUCAAAUACAAGCUGGGACGCAUAUGCGUUACCAUCCCCUGGAUUUGCCUCUCAGCUAUGGACCAAUUGUACAUGUCCUUAUUCUCCCCCGUCGUUAUUGUCGGCGGGCACAAUGGAGCAGUGCGUGGUAAUCGAAUGGUGUCAGGCAGUACAACAGAGCGAAGCUGGACAGACGAGACGAGACGACAAGGAAAAUAUCGCCUCAGGCUUGUCUUUAAGAGUGUUUGCAUCUGAAUCAAGUGAUUAUUCGAGGUCCAACAAUGGCCUCCUGGUGAAUCUGGAUCUAAUCUACGAUCUUAGUUCUUUACAUAAAAAGGAAGGAUGA